Orussus abietinus is the source of this 1397-nucleotide messenger RNA. It is a transcript of the gene nmdyn-D7, whose product is annotated as nucleoside diphosphate kinase 7. The record is from RefSeq and is a predicted model, not a curated record. Gene Ontology annotation, biological process: UTP biosynthetic process; GTP biosynthetic process; CTP biosynthetic process. Gene Ontology annotation, cellular component: centrosome. Gene Ontology annotation, molecular function: ATP binding; nucleoside diphosphate kinase activity. The coding region runs from base 145 to 1296 and encodes 383 amino acids. The transcript is spliced from 9 exons. NCBI's taxonomy places the organism in Eukaryota, Metazoa, Arthropoda, Insecta, Hymenoptera, Orussidae.
UAUUCCCUGGUCGUUAUCGAUAGCCCUUUCUCCCAAUUUUUUUAACACGGACUAACCCGUCACCAUGGCAAUGUCGUUACGAUAUCACUGAUGUAAAUAAUUGCUACCGGUACGCGUAGUCCGUUACGAUCCAUUGUAAGAAACAUGAAUGUCGCGGAAAGGUACAGUUUUGAAGCAGAAUGGUACGACAAGAUGUCAUGCAUACUAAAAACUUUCUACUUAUACUUUUAUCCAAUCGACAACAGCGUCGAAUUGUUCGAUCGCAAGGCGAGGAAAGUUUUUCUCAGAAGAUCGAAAUGCGACGGACUGGAAGCUAAAGAUUUCUUUGUCGGAGGGAUGGUUAAUAUAUUUUCCCGGAACCUAAAGAUACUAGAUUAUGCAGACGAGAGUACUAAGAAAAAAUUGGCCUCGUCGAUGCAAAGGACAUGUGCCAUGCUGAAACCGGACGUCAUGGACAAGAUGGGAGAGAUUUUGAAAAAGAUUACGUACCAUAAUUUUCAUAUCGGAAAUAUAAAAAUGGUGCAUUUGACUCGAGAGCAAGCAAGGGAGCUUUAUAAAGAUCGUGCUAACUAUAAGGCAUCAGACAUACAAAAUUUCAUGGCUUCUGGUUUGGUUCUGGUGUUAGAAUUACUAGGUGAAAAUGCAAUUUCGAAAUGGGUAGAACUGCUCGGUCCCGAAGAUCCUUUGGAAGCGCGUGAGAAAUCCCCAGCCUCUUUUAGAGCAUGCUAUGGAACAGACUUUAUUCGAAAUGCAUUUCAUGGUUCUGCUAAUUCAGAAGCUGCAGAGAAAGAGCUGAAUUUUUUCUUCCCUGAUCCUAAAAAAGGGCAACAAGGACCUCAAGAUACGGUCACAUUGCAGAAGUGUACGUGCUGUGUUAUAAAACCUCACGCCGUGCAAGCAGGGCACAUUGGUGAUAUAAUCGAAGACAUCCAGAAAGCUGGAUUCAAGAUAUCCGCCCUUCAACAGUUCUAUGUGGAUCCAACCAAUGCGGAAGAAUUCUUAGAGGUCUACAAAGGAGUUUUGCCCGACUAUGGAGCUAUGGUAGCUGAACUGCAGUCAGGGCCAUGUAUAGCCAUGGAAAUAACUCAUAAAGACCAAAGUGUUGAUGUUCCUAUAGAAUUUCGGCAACUGUGCGGCCCAAUGGAUGCUGAAAUUGCAAAACAACUAAGGCCACAAUCACUCCGCGCAAAGUAUGGAAAAUCUAAAGUCCAGAAUGCCGUGCAUUGUUCGGAUCUACCCGAAGAUGGUUUACUCGAAGUAGAGUACUUCUUCAAGAUCCUUGCAUUAUAUGGCUGAAAGCAAAAACGAAUUUACAUAAAAAAUGGUGCCAGACAGUAACAGUUUAUUGAGUAUGUAUUUACAAUUUAAUACGAUUGCUUUUUAAUAAAUGAUCAGUG